Ceratosolen solmsi marchali is the source of this 1243-nucleotide messenger RNA. RefSeq lists its product as uncharacterized. Gene Ontology annotation, molecular function: protein binding. The record is from RefSeq and is a predicted model, not a curated record. Lineage: Eukaryota; Metazoa; Arthropoda; Insecta; Hymenoptera; Agaonidae. The transcript is spliced from 5 exons. The coding region runs from base 76 to 1200 and encodes 374 amino acids.
AUAAUCAAAUAUAUUUUACAAAAACAUGGUAAAAAAUGUUUAGAACGAAAAAAUGCUUUUGGCUGGACCCCACUUAUGCAAGCUAUUAGAAAUGAAAGUACACAGAUGGUAACAUUUUUACUAAAUCUUGGUGUUAUUGUGAAUGACUUUUCGUUUUUAGGGAUGUCCAUUUUAAGUCUUGCAUGUGCUAUUAGUGGCGAUAUGUUUGAGUUAAUUUAUAAGAGUUGUCCAUCAGCUUUAGAAUAUGCAGCUCAUGAUGAUAUCAACCCAUUAUGUGUGGCAGCAUUGAAAAAUGAUAAAGAAUUAUUUUUCAAAUUAAUUCAUCUUAAUUUAGAUCUUCACAGAGCAAAUGCUUUCACGCAUACAAUGAUCAAACAAUCAACAGAACCAGAAAUAGUUGCAGUAGCUAAAUCACAUUUAAAUUCAGAAGAUUAUUGGAAUGAUCUUUCUGAUAUCGAAGACUUAUUAAAAGAUGAAGAAAGUACUAGCAAUAGUAUAAAUAAGACUGAUAUUAAAAGCAUUUAUUAUAAUGAUAAUUUAAAAACAACAACUUGUAUUACAAAAUUUUGUGUUGAAAUUUCUCCAUCAGCAAUGACUAAGCAUAUAUCAAAUAAAAAUUUGUAUUUGAAUUUACAACCUUCAAAGUUAACUUAUAUAUCAAAAAAUCCUCUAUCACCUGAUUUGUCAUACUUUAAUGGUGAUAUAUUACCAAUUUCUCCAAACACUUUUGUUCUAGAAGAUGGUAAAAAUAACACAUUCACAAGACUUACAUUAAACGUAAAUGAAAAAAUAAAUACCACAGAAAAUUAUAUAAAUAAAUCAUCAUUAAUUAAGAUACAGGAUCCUGUAUCCCCAUUAGUUCUCAGAAGUUUUAAGCCUCAAUUUAGUCCAACUAAGUCACCCAAUUUACCUCACGAUAUGAGCGAGGAUAAUAUAUUUGAUGAAACAACUCCUACACCACCCAAAUAUAAAACGCCUCCACGAGGAAUAAUGUUAGAUCCAAGUACUACCCGGUUAAUCGUUUUACUGCAACAGUUUGGAUUAAAAAGACAUAUUCCUUUAUUUGUUGAGCAAGAAGUAGAUUUGGAUUUAUUUUUAUCUCUUAAUGAUAAAGAUCUAAUUGAAAUAGGAAUUGACUGUAAAAUAGAACGAUUAAUUUUAUUAUCUGUUAUUAAGGAAUGUAAGGGAAGUGAAACAUGAAUAUGUUUUAUAUUAGAUAAAGUUAUAUUAAAAACAACAUACU